GGCACGUCACCGCGCUCCGGGCCGCCGAGGGGCUCCUGAGCCCAACACGUGUCGCCGGACGUGUCCGCCCGCACGAAGAAAGCUCCCGGCCAGUCCAUCCAUGGCCAUGGGUCCGGUCCAGAGGGGGGUCGCCUAACUUCGCUCGCUUCGCUCCACCGGUUCCAGCCGCGCGCGCGGCAGACGUCUCUCGAUCACCACCGGCUUGCAGCAGCCCGCGGCAAUGAGAGGCAACAGGAACGGCAAGAAGGGCAAGGGUGGCGCCGGCGCCGACGGCGACGCCGCCGCGCGGCCGGUGGCGACCUGCAUGGCCGCCGCCAUCGUCUCCGUCGUCGCGCUGCUCGUCGUGGCGUCGGUUCUGCUGUUCCUGCUGUCGCCGCCGGGGGUGCCGGGGACACCUGGGAACGGCCCGCCCCGUGAGCCGGUGGAGCUGGCGAUCGGCCUCGCCGGGCACGAGCGCUGGCUGGACGCGCUCCGCGCCUGGGCCAAGCUCGCGUGCUUCAACAUCCGGCACGCAGAGCCGCGGUACCAUCUGGUGCGGAGCCCGGCGUCGGUGGCGAAGGCGGCGAAGAAGACGCUGGAGAUGGGCAAGGAGACGGUGGAGCACACGGCGGAGUCGGCGGCCAGGGCCACCGAGGAGGCCCUGGAGAGGACCACCGAGAAGGUCAAGAGGAAGGUCUCUGGCUCGCGCUCGCCGGCGGCGCGGCGCCCUGAUGGUGAUGGAGACCUUUGAACACAAAAGCUUACUCUGUAGCCUAUAGAGGUCCUAGCAUGUAGUAGCGUGUAAAAUUGUCAAGAACGUACCUGUCACUGUCAGUUCAAAACGUUUUGCAAGUUUGCGACGUGAACGUGUUCUGCACCAGGUCGAUUAUGAGAUGUAAACGUAUUGCGAUGCAGAUCGAUGCUUGCAAAUUCAG
Messenger RNA from Sorghum bicolor (sorghum), 914 nucleotides. RefSeq lists its product as uncharacterized. The coding region runs from base 221 to 730 and encodes 169 amino acids. The record is from RefSeq and is a predicted model, not a curated record. NCBI's taxonomy places the organism in Eukaryota, Viridiplantae, Streptophyta, Magnoliopsida, Poales, Poaceae. The transcript is spliced from 2 exons.